Messenger RNA from Belonocnema kinseyi, 1336 nucleotides. Its product is annotated as zinc finger protein 493-like. The transcript has 4 exons. Gene Ontology annotation, biological process: regulation of transcription by RNA polymerase II. Gene Ontology annotation, cellular component: nucleus. The coding region runs from base 128 to 1141 and encodes 337 amino acids. NCBI's taxonomy places the organism in Eukaryota, Metazoa, Arthropoda, Insecta, Hymenoptera, Cynipidae. The record is from RefSeq and is a predicted model, not a curated record. Gene Ontology annotation, molecular function: sequence-specific DNA binding; DNA-binding transcription factor activity, RNA polymerase II-specific.
AAAGAGUUUUUGGGAGAAAAGAAGAAUAUUAUCAACAGGGCAGUAUGAACACUACAAGGUACGCCAAAACCAACUCUUAAAAAAUAAUGAAACACAUUUCAGUAAUUUUACUGAAGUUAAAUAUGGCAUGGACGAAGCUUUGGAAAUUAAGGAGGAAAUCAUCGAAGAUUGUGACACUGCAUGUCAACAAUACAACAACAAAUAUGAACUAGAGUUGUGUUACGUAGAGAAAUCAAAGAGUGAUUGGGACGGAUCAAGAAUAAUUCCAUCAAGAGAAUAUGAACAUCAGAAGAAUACAUUUAGAACAAUUUUAGAACACCACAAGGAAAUCCAAAAUCAACUAUUUAAAAGCAUGGAAACGAAUUUUACCCACUGUGCUGAAAUUGAAUAUAACAAUGACGAUGACUUCGAAAUUAAGGAAGAGAUUUUACAAGUAGAAGAUCAGGACAUUACACGUCAAAAAUAUAAAAAAGAAUAUGAGUCACAAUCGUAUACCGUAGAUGAAAAAGAAAUUGAUAAUUCUGCUGUUAACUACACACUGCAGAGUAAGAACAGGAAGGAAAUUCAGGAACCAGAACAAGAGCUAGAAAAUAAAUACAAAUGUGAAAAGUGCGCGCGAAGCUAUAAAAGGAAAUGCCAUUUAAAUUAUCAUAAAAAAUUCGAAUGUGGCGUCAGGCCACAAUUUAGAUGUGAAUUGUGCGGUAAAAAAUUUAAACGGAAACGUGGUUUGACUUGCCAUGUAAAUAGCGUGCAUCACAAAAAAAGUUCAAAAAAGCCGGCAUUAAGACAUGAAUGCAAUAUGUGUUCGCGAAGUUACACCUUGCUCAGAAAUUUAUAUCAGCAUAAGCGUUUAGAUCACUCAGAAGACAAAACACAAUUUAUAUGCGACUAUUGUGGCUACAAAACGAAAUACAAGUGGACAUUGUCAGCGCACAUAACUGCUUCUCACUUAAAGACACCAAAACCAAGGCAUAAUUGUAACAAAUGUUCACGAAGUUAUACCUCGUUGAAAGGUUUAAAUUUACAUACACGUUCAGAACAUUCAAAAGUCAAACCACAAUAUGUUUGCGAAUAUUGUGACUACAAAACGAACCGGAAAUCUUACUUGUCAAAACACACGACUUUGCGCCAUCUAAAAUAAUAAUAACGGACAUGAAACAUUAAACUUUAAGAAAUGUCUAAUGUUGGUUGAAAAAACUAAUUAUUUCACAACAUCUUAAAUAAAUCAGUAAUAAACUGAGAAAACUUUUCUUCGCAUCACAUUAAAUAGUUGUACAGCUAUUUAUAGUUGUGUAUAUAUAGUUAUUCUAUAAUUCUUUUUGAAGAUUCUGUAAGA